Triticum dicoccoides is the source of this 1220-nucleotide messenger RNA. Its product is annotated as ribosome-binding factor PSRP1, chloroplastic-like. Gene Ontology annotation, cellular component: cytosolic small ribosomal subunit. The coding region runs from base 142 to 1041 and encodes 299 amino acids. The transcript has 4 exons. The record is from RefSeq and is a predicted model, not a curated record. Gene Ontology annotation, molecular function: ribosomal small subunit binding. Gene Ontology annotation, biological process: primary metabolic process; negative regulation of translational elongation. NCBI's taxonomy places the organism in Eukaryota, Viridiplantae, Streptophyta, Magnoliopsida, Poales, Poaceae.
CCCUGCAUACAUUGCUCUUCUCUUCUCUACAAACAAGAUUCAGAGAAUCCAAUCCAGUCCAAUCCAUCUUCUCUUUGCCACUCUUCUCCGCUGGAGCUGCUGCUGCCAAAGUUUGUGUCUUUCUCUCUGUCCGUCCAGUAGAUGAGCAUGGCGGCGACGGCGGCCACGGCCACGGCGUGGCCCUCCACCUCCUCCUCUGUCCUCGCCCCCCGCACCCGCCACCACGUCACUCCCAGCCCCCGCGCCCUCCGCUCCGGCUUCCUCGGCCGCGCCCUCACCCUGGCCGCCGCCACCGACCGCCCCUCCUCCGUCUCCAUCUCCGUGCGCGCGGCCUGGGACGGGCCGCUCUCCUCGGCGCGCCUCAUCAUGCAGGGCCGCAACGUCAAGCUGACGGAGAAGCUCAAGGAGCACAUCGAGGACAAGGUGGGGCGCGCGGUGCACAACCACGCGCACCUGGUGCGGGAGGUGGACGUGCGCCUCUCCGCCCGCGGCGGCGACCUCAGCAAGGGCCCCAAGCUCUCCCGCUGCGAGGUCACGCUCUUCACCAGGCGCCACGGCGUCGUGCGCGCCGAGGAGGAGGAGGAGUCAUCCUACGCCUCCAUCGACGCCGCCGCCGCCGUCGUCAAGCGCAAGCUGCGCAAGAUCAAGGAGAAGGAGACGGACGUGCGCCACCUCAAGGGCACCAAGGAGUGGCAGUCCUCCGGGCUGUCCGAUGUCGAAGAUGAAUCGGAGGCAGAGGAGGAGGAGGAGGACGACGAGCUGGUCGAGGUCAUCGGCGCCGAGGACGAGGAGAGCGUGCUCACCAAGGUUGUGCGCACCAAGGUGUUCGAGAUGGCGCCGCUGACGGUGGACGAGGCGCUGGAGCAGCUCGAGAACGUCGACCAUGACUUCUACGCCUUCAGGAACGAGCAGACAGGGGAGGUGAACAUCCUGUACAAGAGGAAUGAGGGAGGGUUUGGGCUCAUCAUCCCCAAGCAGGACGGCCACGUCGACAAGGCCACCGUCAAUGCCAAGGAGAAGGAGCACCCCGUCGCCGGCUGACCAUGGCACCAAGUCACUCACUAGCUGUAGCUGCAUUAGUCGGUCUGUUUUUUCCCUGAUGAUGGUGGUGGGUGUGGUGUUUCAUCAGAUCAGACCAGACAGUCCCUCCCUUCUCCCUUGUGCAAAUUAACAGACGCUUUCUGAGCUGUGUUAACUCAUGAUGAUCCCACACACACACA